CACUCACCGAGCUCCGAACCAUGGCGUCCAUGGCCACCCUCCUCCGUCGAAGGAUCCCUCACAAACCCUUCCUCCUCCAAAUACGCAUAUUCUCCAACUCUUCCUCAGAGAACCAAACCACGCAUCGCAUAGAGAAGAUUCUCGUAGCGAACAGAGGCGAGAUUGCGUGCAGAGUCAUGAGGACCGCGAAGCGGCUCGGGAUUAGGACAGUGGCGGUGUACAGCGACGCCGACAGAGAUGCGCUACACGUGAAAUCCGCCGACGAGGCCGUCCGUAUCGGUCCGCCCCCGGCUCGGUUGAGUUACUUGAACGCGUCGUCGAUUGUCGAGGCUGCAAUGCGUACCGGUGCGCAGGCUAUCCACCCUGGCUAUGGUUUCUUAUCGGAGAGUGCUGAUUUUGCUCAAAUUUGUGAAGAUAAGGGUCUUACAUUUAUUGGCCCUCCUGCAUCUGCAAUCCGCGACAUGGGCGAUAAAAGUGCAUCGAAGAGAAUAAUGGGUGCAGCAGGGGUGCCACUGGUUCCUGGAUAUCAUGGUAAAGAACAAGAUAUAGAUCUAAUGAAGUCAGAAGCAGACAAUAUUGGGUAUCCAAUCUUAAUAAAGCCAACUCAUGGAGGUGGAGGAAAGGGUAUGAGGAUUGUAGAGGGUCCAAAUGAAUUUGUUGAAUCUUUCUUGGGAGCUCAACGUGAGGCUGCUGCUUCUUUUGGCAUAAACACAAUAUUGCUGGAGAAAUAUAUCACACAGCCGAGGCACAUAGAAGUGCAGAUAUUUGGGGACAAACAUGGGAAUGUUCUGCAUUUAUAUGAGAGGGAUUGCAGUGUGCAGAGAAGACACCAGAAGAUAAUUGAAGAAGCUCCAGCUCCAAACAUUUCCAAUGAUUUCCGCUCCCACUUGGGCCAAGCUGCUGUGUCUGCAGCCAAGGCAGUUGGAUAUCACAAUGCUGGCACUGUGGAGUUUAUAGUUGAUACAGUGUCAGGCCAAUUUUAUUUUAUGGAGAUGAACACCCGUCUUCAGGUUGAGCAUCCUGUGACUGAGAUGAUUGUUGGUCAAGAUCUUGUAGAGUGGCAAAUCCGUGUUGCAAGUGGAGAACCUCUUCCCAUGAGCCAGUCACAGGUGCCCUUGUCAGGUCAUGCUUUUGAAGCCCGAAUAUAUGCUGAAAAUGUACUGAAGGGAUUUCUUCCGGCAACUGGAGUUCUUCAUCAUUAUCAUCCUGUUCCAGUGUCAUCAACAGUUCGGGUUGAGACAGGAGUUGGACAAGCUGACACUGUUAGCAUGCAUUAUGAUCCUAUGAUUGCUAAGCUUGUAGUUUGGGGAGAAAAUCGUGCUGCAGCAUUAGUAAAAUUAAAGGAUUGCUUGUCAAAGUUUCAGGUUGCUGGUUUACCAACCAAUAUCAAAUUUCUCCAAAAACUUGCGAACCAUUGGGCGUUUGAGAAUGGCAUUGUAGAAACUCAUUUUAUUGAACGUUUUAAAGAUGAUCUCUUUGUUUCUCCAUCCAAUUCAAAAUCAGCAAAAGAAGCAUAUGAUGCUGCUAGACUUGGUGCAACCCUGGUUGCUGCGUGUGUAAUCUCAAGGGAACAUUCGGUAUUGAAAGACAAUCCCCCUGGGGGCAACAAGUCACUCUCCAUAUGGUAUUCUUCUCCCCCUUUUAGAGUCCAUCAUUGUGCCGCACGUACAAUGGAACUUGAAUGGGAGAAUGAAUAUGACAGCAGUGCAUCAAAUCUCUUCACACUUUCAAUUACUUAUAAGCCAGAUGGAAACUAUCUGAUUAAGACAGGAGAAAACUGGUCCCAUUGUAUGGAAGUCAAAGCAGCAGAUCUAGGUAACCAUGAUUUCAGAGUUGAAACUGAUGCUGUAAGCAUGGAUGUCAGUUUAGCUGUUUACUCUAAGGAUCAGACUAAGCACAUUCAUAUAUGGCAUGGGUCACAUCAUCAUCAUUUCAGACAGAAAAUAGGGCUCGAGUUAUCUGAUAAUGAUGAAGUUCAACAUAAGCCCAGCUUUCAUACCGCAUCCCACCCUCAAGGGACUGUUGUGGCACCCAUGGCUGGUUUAGUGGUCAAACUUUUGGUGAAGGAUGGGACAAAAGUGGAGGAAGGACAACCUAUAUUAGUCUUAGAAGCAAUGAAAAUGGAGCAUGUUGUAAAGGCACCAUGUGCCGGGUGUGUCCAUGGGCUUCUAGUUACAGCUGGCCAGCAAGUUUCCGAUGGCAGUGUUCUCUUCAGCAUCAAGUUCAGAAAAAUGGAUUUGAGCAAUGGUGAGGGAGUUGGAGCAGUAAAGGAGGCAGCUGGCAAAUACAAUGACCAUGAAGGGGAGACUGCUUUAAAAGAGUCUAAUUCCAAAGAGAAUGCCUUGGGUUUGAAGGGAAAUGAUAUUGGUAGCAAAGAUAUGUUUUUCAGAGCAGAUAAGAUUGAUUUCAAGAUCUUGGAUAUCCAGCUGGAGGAGCACUUGAGCCGGGUUUGGUCGAGGGAUAGGGAAGUGCAGACAAUCAAGGAAGAGUGGGAAAUUGAUUUGUCUAAACUGGAACUAAAAUAUCUUAUUGCUCAUGGGACUUAUGGGACUGUAUACCGAGGUAGUUAUGGUGGCCAAGAUGUUGCAGUGAAGAUAUUGGACUGGGGGGAGGAUGGUAUUGCCACAGCUGCUGAAACUGCUGCUCUUCGGGCGUCAUUUCAGCAAGAAGUUGCCGUGUGGCAUAAGCUUGACCAUCCAAAUGUUACAAAGUUUAUUGGAGCUUCCAUGGGAACUUCAAAUCUUAAAAUGCCUUCGAAAAAUGCAUCAAGUGAAGGUCAUGAUAAUUCUCUUCCAUCCAGAGCUUGUUGUGUUGUUGUUGAGUACCUUCCAGGUGGGACUUUGAAGAAAUUUUUAAUAAGGAAUGUGAGAAAGAAACUUGCCCUUAAGGUUGUGAUUCAAAUUGCUUUGGAUCUCUCUAGAGGGUUGAGUUAUCUUCAUUCCAAAAAGAUUGUUCAUCGUGAUGUUAAAACAGAAAAUAUGCUGCUAGAUGCUGGAAGAACCUUGAAAAUUGCUGAUUUUGGCGUUGCUCGAGUUGAAGCCCAGAACCCAAGGGACAUGACUGGUGAAACUGGUACCCUUGGAUACAUGGCCCCAGAGGUUCUUGAUGGCAAGCCUUACAAUAGGAAAUGUGAUGUCUACAGUUUUGGUAUAUGCUUGUGGGAGAUCUAUUGCUGUGACAUGCCGUAUCCUAAUCUUAGUUUUGCAGAAGUUUCAUCUGCGGUUGUGCGACAGAACCUACGACCAGAAAUCCCAAGAUGUUGUCCAAGUUCAUUGGCAAGCAUCAUGCGAAAAUGCUGGGAUGCAAACCCAGAGAAGCGUCCGGACAUGGAUGAGGUGGUGAGGAUGUUAGAAGCAAUAGACACGAGCAAGGGAGGUGGCAUGAUUCCUGAAGAUCAGGUUCAUGGUUGUUUCUGUUUCAGCACAGCUCGUGGCCCAUAGAAUAUCAUAAAUGUGCAAAUUAAAUUAGUUCUGCAGCACUUCAUAGCAGGACUACAAAUUGUAUCAAAACAAGUACUUAACAGUUUUUUGCAUAAAUAGAAAACAAAAGAGCCAAUUUGAAAUUUGUUGUCCA
Molecule: messenger RNA, 3573 nt
Organism: Corylus avellana
Lineage: Eukaryota; Viridiplantae; Streptophyta; Magnoliopsida; Fagales; Betulaceae
Source: RefSeq, a predicted model, not a curated record